AAAAACGCCAUUCCGCGCGCGAACGUUUUUGAACUGCACGCGCACAUGCGAAACGAUAAAAAAAAUAUAUCGAAUUUUAUUACGGAAUUAAAUUAAUAAAUGACCUCUGUAGAGUGUUUUAAUAAUGAUCUGAUAAUAUUUGGUGCUUAAAUCUAUAAAUAUUGUGAAGUGUUGUGAAUCAGAAUUUAAAUCAUUGUUGUCGGCGGUUAUUUUACAUAAACAAUGGCCACCAAGUCUUACAGCAAACACAAGGAGUAUAAAGAAUACUCCUCCACCAGAGGCACCGUCCCCUACACCGACGAACAAUUCGAUAUGCUGAAAUCCGAACUAAUUCCUAAGGGUAGCAAGUUGGACUCUCUGGGAAGGAAUGCAGUGGGCACGAGGGAGUAUCACUACGAGUACAAGGAGGAGAAGCUUCCAUCUGGGAAGUAUGACAGGAAGGACCUGCACAGCGUGGAGGAAUAUACGAUUCCCCCAAAGACUGCGCCAAAGUCGGAGACCAGCAGCUACUACUACGAGCGUGAGGAGAGAGAACUUCCCUCCAUCACUACCGGUACCAGGACGUACAACUACGAGACUACUGGCUCGUCACCAGGAUACACGAAAGUGAAGAGCUCCAAAGUGACUAAAGACCUGACGCAGAACGUGGAGGAGCUGGACAGUCUGCUGGACGACCUGCAGAAGGACCAAGAGAGGCAGCUGUACAAGAGUGGCUACGCGUCGGACACUGCUGAGAGCACAUCAUUCGAUUAUAGGAAAGGCACCCCAGCCAAGGCCCCAUCGAGUGGUUACUCCACCCUCCAGCGCGAGGCUCGUUCGGAGUCCUCGUGGGGCUCCGCCCCUGUCCGCGCUGAAGUUAGACAGGAGGUGUACCGCGAGGAGAAACACGAAUCCCGAGUGGUACCGUCCCAGGUGUCUCCGGCUGUACCUCAGGUGGUGCCACCAGCGGUGUGCUCCCACUGUCACCACCCACCGUCCACCGGCACUCUAUCUCGUAGUGGCACCCCCAUGAACAAGGUCACCACCACUGUGAAGACCUACACGUACGAGGUGCCGGCGGAUCAGGACCCCACCACCGUCCCCAUACCCACCGAGUGCACGGAGCACCACCACCUCGAUUCCACGGUGACGUCCACCACCAGCGCCCCGGUGAAGCUGCUAUCUCCCCCCGGCUGCCAAUUCUGCUCCCACUGCAACACUCGCCGGGAGUACCGCGUGCAGACCGACGAGCACUCCAGUGAGCGAGCGGUGUACCCCCAGCCGAGCCAGCCGACCAAUAUAACGCUUGAACCACAAAAUGGACACGGCCCUUAUGGUCCAUCAUACAAGUACAGCGAGACGUCUUACUCCUCCUCCAACACGACCCAACGUUUCCCCCGCUCCACGUCCCCGUCUCCCGGCCGCUCCCCCCACCCGCCGCCGUCGCACCUAGCCCCCUCCCCCUCCCCUUUCCCCCGGCCUCACACUCCCUCCCAGCAGCAGCAGCAGACACCCAAGAGAUUGGACGACCUGUUGGCUGAGUUCCCGGAGACGAGAUUCCCCACACAGCCAGACGGGGUGGUCCGACGUAAGGUGGAGGUGACUCAUGAGAGCUCCAGCAGUAACCAGGCCAAGGACAAGGACACCCUCAAACACACCCCUCCCGUAGCGACCUCCAAGAACGUGCAGGGACCUGCUGUGUACUACCCCCCCGGACACACGCCCUUCGCCAAGAAAGACAACCCCGUGGGAGGAUACCAGUCUAGUGCUAUGAUGCAAGGCGGCGGCGCGUACGCCUCGGGGCGCGGCAUGUACGAGUACGAGGCAGGGUCGCGCAGCAAAGAAAAGCACACGGAGAAGAAGACGGCCGUCCCCAUCUGCCUGCCGCUCUGCUGCGCCAUGCCCUGCGUCAUCAUGUGAACAGACGAGACGCCGACCGCGCGGAUACAUGACGCAUAGUUAUUAUUUAACAUUUUUUUUUUUAUAAUAAAACAGUUCAACGUAAAAUAUUCUUAAUUUCUUUCAUAUCAUGUAACAUUCAACGAACUUAAUUAUGUUGCAAAUGCAUUUCUAAUUUAAUUUUUUCUUUUUACUGGCAAUAUUUUUAAUACUGACUUCGUCAAAUGGCAACACUAAUUCCAUAGCCGAUAGUUUUAAUGUCAACGUCAAAGUGAAGUAAGGUUAUGAAUUAAGUCUAAAAUGUCUUGUAACAAGCACUGUACGGUAUAUAUUUGUAAUUAAUGUUUUGUGUACAUUUACUAUAUGCUAUUAAAAUAUACAUACAAAAAAAAAUUUAAUGUGUAGUAUAAAUUCUUCGACGGAAUAAAAAUCUUGAUUGUGUUUCUAUUAUUUGGUAUAACACUGUGUAUAAAACGUAUAAGUGUCGCUCACUAACAGCUGUUGUGCCAUUCGUGAAUGAUAAACGUCCCGCGUCGUGUGGAGACUGGACUGUAUAAAUGCAAUAUUUUUUUAUUAUUAAUAAAAUUUUAAUUACUA
Molecule: messenger RNA, 2475 nt
Organism: Danaus plexippus (monarch butterfly)
Lineage: Eukaryota; Metazoa; Arthropoda; Insecta; Lepidoptera; Nymphalidae
Product: serine/arginine repetitive matrix protein 1
Exons: 14
Coding region: 223-1899 (558 amino acids)
Source: RefSeq, a predicted model, not a curated record